GAGGGGCGACUCCGUAACCCCCUCUGCCCACUUGUGGAGAUCCUGCUCCUUCCGAAGCAGGCGGGGCGUGUGAAAGAUUUCAUGCAAUCCUUGUGUACGCGCGGCAUCCCAGAUUACAUUUCUCUGCUGAGAUUUGAGUUGGAGUUGAGAAUUUGGAGAAUUCCUACAGUUUCUCACUUCAGAGGUGUGAUCCGCUGAAAAAUUCAUCCUUUUGAAGAGUUCUGCGUUCUGCCAGUCACCUCUCACAACUGUGUGCCAAAGAAGGACUCCAUGAAAGAUGACAGAAGAAGUCAUUGUGAUAGCCAAGUGGGACUACACGGCCCAGCAGGACCAGGAGCUGGACAUCAAGAAGAACGAGCGCCUGUGGCUGCUGGACGACUCCAAGACGUGGUGGCGGGUGAGGAACGCGGCCAACAGGACGGGCUACGUGCCGUCCAACUACGUGGAGCGGAAGAACAGCCUGAAGAAGGGCUCCCUGGUGAAGAACCUGAAGGACACGCUGGCCUAGUGACUUCUCCGUGUCUCUCAAAGCGUCAGGGAAGAACAAACACUUCAAGGUGCAGCUUGUGGACAAUGUCUACUGCAUUGGGCAGAGGCGGUUCCACACCAUGGACGAGCUGGUGGAACACUACAAGAAGGCGCCCAUCUUCACCAGCGAGCAUGGGGAGAAGCUCUACCUCGUCAGAGCCCUGCAGUGACACCAGGCCACCAGCCCCAGGCCCUCAGGGCCACCACGCUCCCCCAGAGCCGGGGGCCCAGGGCAGCAGCCACGUGCCACGCUCGGCAGGGGCCGUGCCCACCGGGUGCGGCCUGACGGGCUUCCUCUGCCCAGCCUCUCUUUCUGUUCAGGCCGCUGGUCGCUCCGGUCCCCACCAGCCCUCCAGGCCCUCACACCCACACUCAGGCCCAGCCAGGCUGAGCGCAAGGGUAGGGGGCGAGGGUGAGGCUGUUCCCUUGCUCCAUUUCGGUCGGAAACAGUGCUUGUCCGCCCACAUCGUCCAUGCUCAUGGAACACCUGGGACGAGCACCCCAAAGCUGCCGUCGCAUGGAGGGGCGCGCUCCAGCGCACUCCCAAGGUGGCGCCCCGGGCUCCCGGCUCCUCAGCGUGCCAGGCGGUGGACGCAGCGGCCCCGGUCCCAGCAGCCCUCAUCCCUGUUCCGUGUCCUUCGGCAGCUCUCAGACUCUGCAGGGAGUGACCGCGGGCACUGAUAGCAAUACUGGACCCACCGGGUGAGAGGGCGGUGAGGACCCUGCCCAGUGCCUUGGGGCUGUGCUUGCAAUAAAGAGAGAGUUUCCGGAAGUCAGUCUGCAAAGAGGGAACUGGUGACCCAGCA
Molecule: messenger RNA, 1334 nt
Organism: Carlito syrichta (Philippine tarsier)
Lineage: Eukaryota; Metazoa; Chordata; Mammalia; Primates; Tarsiidae
Gene: NCK2
Product: NCK adaptor protein 2
Exons: 4
Coding region: 278-508 (76 amino acids)
Biological process (GO): Rho protein signal transduction; regulation of Rho protein signal transduction
Cellular component (GO): plasma membrane
Molecular function (GO): actin binding
Source: RefSeq, a predicted model, not a curated record